This is a messenger RNA of Hemiscyllium ocellatum (epaulette shark), 3217 nucleotides long. RefSeq names its product solute carrier family 35 member A5 (gene slc35a5). Gene Ontology annotation, biological process: pyrimidine nucleotide-sugar transmembrane transport. The record is from RefSeq and is a predicted model, not a curated record. NCBI's taxonomy places the organism in Eukaryota, Metazoa, Chordata, Chondrichthyes, Orectolobiformes, Hemiscylliidae. Gene Ontology annotation, cellular component: Golgi membrane. Bases 139 to 1419 code for a protein of 426 amino acids. The transcript is spliced from 7 exons. Gene Ontology annotation, molecular function: pyrimidine nucleotide-sugar transmembrane transporter activity.
GGCCAGGACAGGCCGGUAACUGGGCUUGUCUCUGUAUCGGCUUCAGUCCAGAGGAGUCAGGCUGGCAAACAGCAGCCUGUGCGGCAGACUCGGUGAUGGCAGCUUCCCUGUCCAGAUGCUCAAGUACUGAAGUUGGAAAUGAUCUCCAAAUCCUUUGCUUCCCUUUGUUCCCGUUCGUUAGUAUAUACAUUGGUGUUGGGUGCACUGUACAUCAUACUUGGAUGCAGUCGGAUUCUUCUAAUGAAACUUUCUGCUAAUGAAGAUAAUGCAUAUGACUAUCUACCAGCUACAGUGAAUGUUUGUGCAGAGACAGUAAAACUGGUGUUUUGUAGCAUUCUAGCAAUAAGGGUUCUGAUACAAGAGGGACAGAAGUGCAAGAGUUUGGGAUACUCUUCUUGUCGGAGUUUUCUUCGAUUUAUGAAAUGGUCUGUUCCAGGGUUUCUCUACUUCUUGGAUAAUUUAAUUACCUUUUAUGUGCUAGUCUACCUCCAACCAGCGAUGGCUGUCUUGUUGUCAAAUUUUGUUAUCAUCACAACAGCUCUUCUGUUCAGGAUUGUUCUAAAGCGGCGCCUGUCCUCAGUGCAGUGGGCAUCACUCGUGAUUUUAUUCCUUUCCAUCGUAGCUCUCGUAGCAGGGUCUGGAGUAACCCAAAAUGUUGUGGCAAAGCAUACAUUAAAUCACACAAUGCACUUUAAUGCUUCGAAUAGCUGCAUUCCAUUUGUUUCAUCGCAGGAUAAAAAUUUACAGCAUCAGUUGGAGAUCAAUUCCACGCUAAUUUUAUUACCAGCUUUGAAAUGGAACAUAAGUUCACUAAAAAGCUUUAACCUUGGAUUUGGCCAUCUCUUCAUAAUUAUUCAGUGUUUUAUCUCUUCCAUGGCUAAUAUCUACAAUGAGAAAAUGCUGAAAGAAGGAGAUCAGCUGACUGAAAGUAUUUUUAUCCAGAAUAGUAAACUGUACCUUUUUGGAGUUAUAUUUAAUAGUCUGCUAUUACUACUUCGAUCUAAAUCCCGUGUCCACAUCCAGAACUGUGGCUUCUUCUAUGGACACAAUAUGUUUUCUGUGGCUUUAAUUUUUAUAACUGCUGCCUUUGGAUUGUCUGUGGCUUUUAUUCUGAAAUUCAAAGACAACAUGUUUCAUGUCCUCACUGCCCAAAUAAUAACUGUCAUUAUUACUGCAGUAUCUAUCUUUACAUUUGAUUUUACACCUUCCUUGAGCUUCUUCUUAGAGGUUCCGGUGAUAUUGCUGACAAUAUUUAUAUACAAUGCCAGCAGAAUAAAUGACCCUGCAUACAUGUUACAGCAAGAAAGAUUCAAGGUUAUAAAUGGUGAACUUCUGGAACGUUCCAGUGGGGAUGGUGAGGAAUUGGAGAGAUUGACCAAACCAAACACUGAUUCAGAAACAGAUGAAGAUUCCUUCUAAAAAUUGUUUUUAGUUUACAAUCACAAAUGAUUCCUUUUUUAAUGAAUGUGAAUUCGUACUUAACUUGCAUUGACUUGGAAAUGUAAGUCAGCCAUUCUUCCAUGGCCAUUAUCAGCAUUGUGCAAUCCCAGCCUUUUCAAGUCACAAUUCCGGAAUUACUGAUUUGGCUUUAAAUUAAGCUAACUCCGAAAAAUCUUAUGGUUAAAUUGCACAAACUCAGAUUUCCCAAUUGAUGCCAAAGGAACAGCACUCAAUCUUACAGCUGCCUUGGUCUGUUUGUGGACCUUUUGAAUAGCAACUUAUGGUUACUAAAGACUCAUCAGCGAGGGACCUCUAUAAAGGAUCUGAGACCUACAAGGAGCAGGAUUAGCAGCACUACAUCAUCAACAGACCAGAUUGAGGAAUCUUUAUGGAGAGACACAGCUUUAACCAGACAGUAUUUUCAUACAAAUUUAAUUCAAUGUAAGAUUAUCUACUAAAAGCUGAAAAAAAAAGUUUGAUAGUUAACAUGGAAUUGAAAUAAAGGGAAGUAUUAAUUUUUUAAAAAUUCUUUGAUGACUAAAUUCAUAGUUUUUUUGGCAUUAAAUUUAUUACACUCUUCAAAAUUUCACACCAGAAUGUGAAAGCCUGAACCUUUUCUGGUGUGUUUACUUGGUAACUAGUGACAGGUACUGUAACUUUACACCCUCUGGGUACUGCGUAUGAAGGAGCAGAGCAUCUCUGACAGCAACCUCCAGGUUUCUGUUUUUACUGUUCAUGCACUGAUAAUUUUCCUGUUAAUCCUGAGUAAAAUCUCAACCAUUACAUAUGCUCAUAUUUAUUCCAUUGCUCCUAUUCUAUUAUAUUUCAGUAAUAGCAUUUCUUAUUAUAGUAACAAUUACUUGAAAAUCUCUUACCAUGAAAACAAAUAAUGAAAGUAACUGAACAAGUACUUUGUCUGCCUCUGUGACAUGACAUUGAAAUAAAUGUACUUGAUUGUGCAAAUAUACUGUUGUAAAGUAGUACUCCAGUGUAGUUUAAUGCCUAUUUCAGGAGACUGUUAUCUUGGUUGGUCUUGUUUCUGUAUAGCUUUAUAGCAUUUCCAAAUGAGGUCAGUUCUAAUACUGGUAAUUAUUUGUGGAGUAAUAAUUUGGGAGGUACAAUCCCUGAGUUCAUUAAAAAUAAUGCAGUGUUUGUUAAUGGAAUGUGCCACCGUGUUGACUAGUUCCAGAAUGUUUUGUUAAGCAUUAAUUUUGGAUUAAAUUGUAGAUGAAAAGUAAAAUUAAAAGUACUUGAUUUAAUUAGUGCGUAUAAACUGAAUUAAAAGAUUAGUUGAAUGACUAUUAAAUGAACUUUACAAAGCAAAGUACCUUGUUAAAAGCAUUUUUCGUUGAUAUACGUGAGACUGUAUGGAUUCUGUGAAUUUUUAUUAUAGUGCUUAAAUGUACAAAGAAUUCUAAAAAUGUAUUAAUCAUUUGUAUUUAGUAAAACUUUCUGACAGUAAACAGCAGAUCAAACAUUUUCUAAAUUUUGAUCUGAAAAAAUACAAAAGCAAGUACUGGAUGCUAAAAUAAAAACAAUGUUGGAAAUAUUCAGUAUGAUUGAUAGGAUCUUUGGAAUGGUAUUUAAAAUAUUUCUCAUUAUUGUGUUAGAAACUAUAAGGCUGUAUACACGGGAACAAAUUAACAGAAAACAGUGCAAAGUAUAAGGUUAACUAUAAAAGAAAACAAAAUGAAGACAAUCAAUUACUCUGAUUUUUGUUUCUGAAAUGGUUUUAGCAGUUAUUUUACCUUCUCAAAAAUAUUAAAUAGGCAUGCAU